GCCCAGGUGACGUUCCACGUGGGCGUUCCGGGAAGGGAAGGGAAGCGGCUGGCGGAGGCGAUCUCGGCGGGCGCUUCGCAGCCAUGGCCGGCCGCCACAACAACAAACUGCCCAGCAAUCUGCCGCAGCUGCAGAACCUGAUCAAGCGGGACCCGCCUGCUUACAUCGAGGAGUUUCUUCAGCAAUAUCGACAUUACCAGUCCAAUGUGGAGAUAUUCAAACUGCAGCCAAAUAAGCCCAGUAAAGAACUGGCUGAAUUGGUGAUGUUCAUGGCACAGGUUGGCCAUUGCUAUCGUGAGCAUCUUGCAGACUUUCCACAGCAGCUGAAGGAUCUACUUUCUUACCAUCACACAAUGCUGGAUCCUGAUCUUCGAAUGACUUUUUGCAGAGCCCUGAUCCUCUUGCGAAACAAGAACCUGAUCAACCCCACGAGCCUCCUGGAACUCUUCUUCGAACUCCUCCGCUGUCAUGAUAAAUUUUUACGAAAAACAUUGUACAAUCACAUUGUGACCGACAUCAAGAACAUCAACGCGAAACACAAGAAUAACAAACUGAACACAACGCUUCAGAGCUUUAUGUACACAAUGCUACAGGACAGCAACCCAACUGCAGCCAAGAUCUCUCUGGAUGUGAUGAUAGAGCUCUACAGGAGGAAUAUCUGGAAUGAUGCCAAAACGGUGAACGUCAUCACUACCGCCUGUUUUUCCAAAGUCACCAAGAUACUAGUCGCUGCCUUGAAAUUUUUCCUCGGCAAAGAUGAGGACGAAAAACAAGAGAGCGAUUCGGAUUCUGAGGACGACGGUCCCACGGCGAGAGACUUAAUGGUGCGAUACUCCACCGGAAAGAAGAGCACCAAGAACAAGAAGAAGCUGGAGAAAGCCAUGCGAGUCUUAAAGAAACACAAGAAGAAGAGGAAGCCGGAAGUGUUCAACUUCUCAGCUAUUCAUUUAAUCCAUGACCCACAAGACUUUGCAGAGAAAUUGCUAAAACAGCUGGAGGCCUCCAAAGAAAGAUUCGAAGUGAAGAUGAUGGUGAUGGAACUUAUUUCUAGACUCGUUGGGAUCCAUGAGCUUUUCCUCUUCAACUUCUACCCUUUUGUGCAGAGAUUCCUGCAACCGCAUCAGCGAGAAGUUACCAAGAUUCUGCUUUUCGCAGCACAAGCUUCUCACCAGCUGGUACCGCCGGAGAUUAUCCAGUCAGUGCUGAUGACAAUAGCCAACAACUUUGUCACAGACAAAAAUUCUGGGGAAGCGAUGACUGUGGGGAUUAAUGCUAUCAAAGAAGUGUCGGCGAGAUGCCCGCUUGCCAUGACGGAAGACUUGCUCCAAGACUUGGCGCAGUACAGAUCUCAUAAAGAUAAAAAUGUAAUGAUGUCGGCAAGAACGCUGAUACAGUUGUUCCGGUCGCUGAACCCACAGAUGUUGCAGAAAAAAUUCCGGGGUAAACCGACAGAAGCCACCUCAGAAGCCAAGAUACACGAAUACGGGGAGUUGACGGCCAAAGACUAUAUUCCGGGAGCCGAAGUCCUGGACCUUGAGACCAAGGAGGAAGAUGGAAAACAUGAAGAAGAUAGCUGGGAGAGUGCUAGUUUGAGUGAGGAGGAUGACAACGGAGAAUGGAUUGAUGUGCAUCAUUCCUCGGAUGAGGAACAGCAAGAGCUGGCCGAGAAAGUCAAAAGCAUGCCUGUGGACGAAAGGAAGGCCAAAGCCGCAGCCGUCAGCACCAACAGGCUUCUCACCCAAGAAGAAUUCCAGAAAAUACGCCUUGCCCAGCUAAGCAAAGAACUCAACUCAGCGCAGGGCAAAGCUGUAAAGAGAAAAAAUAUUGAGAUAGACAGCGAAAAUGAAACAAGAGGAGAACUGCUUUCCCUCAGGGACAUUGAACAUUUGCAUAAGAAGCCCAAGUCGGACAAAGAGACGAGACUAGCCACAGCAAUGGCUGGCAAGACAGAUCGCAAAGAAUUUGUGAAAAAGAAAACGAAACUGAAUCCAUUUGCCAGCUCCACGAACAAAGAGAAGAAGAAGCAAAAGAAUUUCAUGAUGAUGAGAUAUAGCCACAACGUCCGGUCCAAAAAUAAGCGGUCGUUCAGGGAGAAGCAGUUGGCUUUGCGAGACAGGCUCCUAAAACAGAGGAAAAGGCUGGUAAAGUAACCGUGAAUGCAACCAGAGAGGAAGACUGUCUUUUGUGUCAUUUAUCAACUUGGCUGUCUGGAAGCCGUCUUCUUGGCUGUCUGGAAGCCGUCAACUUGGCUGUCUCCCCUCUUCUUGUUGAACUGUCUAAGCUCCCAAUGAACAGAAGGCUGAAAACUAUAUCCAGAUAAUUGAACACAGGGACGCUUCUCCUCGCUCGCUACUUUAUGUUUAAAAAUCCCUAAAUGACUAUUUAAAGAAGAUUUUUACAGGCUGGAAAUAUACCUCAAGGAAUGGACUUGCCUUUUCAUUAAAUCGAAUUCAUUUAAAUGCAGCUGGUUGGCAGAUUAGGCCUCUGAUUACCUUGGCAGCAGAACUUCAGCUGUAAAGGUUCUUCCUGAGGAGUAAAUCCUAUGGACUACAGUGGGAGGGACUUCUAAGUAACUCAGCAAAUGUUCUACCUGAAUGUAGAGGAGAGUUGCCAGACUCCUCCCCCAGUGGAGGCAGAGGGUUCCCUGCUGCCAAGUUGUGCCCCUCAGCCGCCGAUCAGCUGACUGGCGGGGGGGGGGGAGACUUCCCAGCAGAAAGAUUAAGGCCCAGGCCACGUGCCAGCAUUGCACAGGAAGUGACAUCACAGAGGAAGUGACAUCAUCACACCAGUGACAUUUGUAUUUGGGCAAAAACUAGGGUAGAAGUCAGUUUUACUGUACAGUUUUGCCCAAAUACUAGAGCACCACCUGAAUGUCACCAGCAUGAUGUCACUUCCUGUGUAGCACUGAUGACAUGGCCUAGGGCUUCCUUUUUUUCCUGGUAAGUCCCCGCCCCGCCAGUUGCCAGAAGGCACCCGGAAACCCUAAUGCAGAGGGAAAGCAAAUACUCUGGUAUCAUUAUAAAAUAUAUUUUAAAUACACUUUUAA
Molecule: messenger RNA, 3046 nt
Organism: Heteronotia binoei (common prickly gecko)
Lineage: Eukaryota; Metazoa; Chordata; Lepidosauria; Squamata; Gekkonidae
Gene: SDAD1
Product: SDA1 domain containing 1
Exons: 22
Coding region: 84-2150 (688 amino acids)
Biological process (GO): ribosomal large subunit export from nucleus; ribosomal large subunit biogenesis
Cellular component (GO): nucleolus
Source: RefSeq, a predicted model, not a curated record